This is a messenger RNA of Malaclemys terrapin pileata, 4466 nucleotides long. RefSeq names its product testis specific serine kinase 3 (gene TSSK3). Gene Ontology annotation, cellular component: cytoplasm. Gene Ontology annotation, molecular function: tau-protein kinase activity; ATP binding; protein serine/threonine kinase activity. The coding region runs from base 1742 to 2575 and encodes 277 amino acids. The record is from RefSeq and is a predicted model, not a curated record. Lineage: Eukaryota; Metazoa; Chordata; Testudines; Emydidae. Gene Ontology annotation, biological process: intracellular signal transduction; microtubule cytoskeleton organization; protein phosphorylation. The transcript is spliced from 2 exons.
AGACCUGUCUGAGUAAAAGAAGGACCAAGGUCAGAACCUGUGUGACUGGGCAGGGUGAGCUCACGAUUUCAGGCCCACCCCUGCCCCAAGCUGCCACACCCUUCUCUGGCCUAGGCUCACUUCUUGAAAGCUCAAGAGGGUUCCCAAGAAUAAACCUGGCAGCCUGCAGUGCCUAGUGCAAAGGGCAAGAUGUGAUGGGGGCCAGUGGGAGGCACGGAGGCUGUUACAUUGUGACACGGAAGGGCUGCUCUGACAUCACAAUACAACCCGUGAGUGGCAGGGUACGACCUUCUCCCUUCUGCCGGGCACGAGACUCAGGCCCAGGCCUUCUUGCUUACGAUUUAUUAUUUGGACUGCAGUGGCAGCUAGGAGCCCCAGUCCUGGACCCUGUGCGAGGCGCUGUACAAAUACAGAACAAAAAGCUAGGCCCUGCCUCACCGAGCUUGCAAUCUAAGUAUAAACACGAGACAUGACCAAUGGGGGAGCACAAGGAAACCAUGAGACAACUGGUCAACAUGAGGGGCGGCAGCAGCAGCACAAAAGACUGACCUAGUUCACAUCUAGGGCUAGUCUUGGGUCAAAGCCCCACCGUGCUGUGAAGGUGAACAGAGGAACUGCCUCUGCUGGCCCCAGGUUUCCCCAAAAGCUCUGGGUCUCAUGACGAGGAGGACCCUUCCUUGACCGUGCCCAGAUCAGAGAUUUAUCUGGGGUUGAUCUUUGCUCCCUCCUGGAAGCUGAUCCCCGUGGGGAUACAAUGUGGGGUUUAGAGCGGGAUCUGGGGUAGCCCCUCACCCUGGACUCUUACCCUGUCCUGGAAACUGAAACUAAACAAAUAAAGCCAUCCUGCCAAUUUGUUUGACCAACCAGGUCCAUCUGAUCAAACUCAGACUGUGAGCUCUUUGAGACAGGGACUGUCACUUGUUCCAUGUCUGUGCAAUGCCCAGGACAAAGGAUCCCUAGAGAAAAGAAGCAGUGUUGCCUAUUGGCUGGAGCACUGGACUGUGUCUCAGAAGGCCUGAGUUAAAUUCUUGGCUCUGCCACUGGGUGACCUUGGACAAGUCACUUGCCUCUUUCUGCCUCAGUUUCCCCAUCUGUAAAAUGAGGUUAAUUAUACUGACCUUUGUAAAGUGCUUUGAGAUCUAUGGCUGAAAGCUGCUAGAUGAGAGCUAGGUAGUUUUGUUAAGCACUAUGUAAUACAAACAACAGACAUCCCAGCCCUUGUAUUCAUUUGAGGUCUGGUCUGGAUCCUCCCUCCCCCACCCUCAAAUUCACUUGGAUCCAGCCUUGAAAACUUGGUCAGAUCUGCACAGUUAGUGAUCAUACUGCAGCAGGCUGGGGAAUAUUUGGGGUCUGUUCGUUAUGCCAAAGCCUGUGUAGCGCUCGGCUAUAGAAGCCCCUUACCCACGAUCCCCACCAAUAGGUCUCUGGAGAUUUAUCCCAUCGCUGUGCCUGGAGUGACUCAGUGCAGGGUUGUGGGCAGGUUAAGUAACUGCCUAUUUGGGGUGCUCGCCCCCGAUUGGUGCAAAUCCAACCCCUUUGACCCAUGCAACACAAGGUUACAUCAUAAUAGGGGCUGAAAGUUUUAAAAUGUCCCGCCCCAGCUGCCCCCGUCAUCAUGGGACUUUGUCUAGGCAGGAAAAUGAUCUAGCAUCCAGGGCUGCAACUCUUGCAUGCCCUGGUUAGGGAGAGAAGCAGAGCACAGAAAUGUCAUCUCCCAGCAUCUACAGGAUGACCUGAGAGAAUGACCAGUCCAAAAUUCAGAGAGGAGAUGGAGGAGUUUUUAUUCUCCAAUGGCUACCAGCUGGGCAAGACCAUUGGGGAGGGGACGUACUCAAAAGUGAAAGAGGCCUUCUCAAAAAAGCACCAGCAGAAAGUGGCAGUUAAAAUUAUUGAUAAGAUGGGGGGCCCGGAAGAAUUUAUCCAGAGAUUCCUGCCUCGAGAGCUCCAGAUCGUCAGGCGCUUGGAUCACAAGAACAUCAUCCGAGUGUACGAGAUGCUGGAAUCCGCCGAUGGGAAGAUCUACUUGGUGAUGGAGCUGGCAGAAGACGGGGAUGUUUUUGACUGCGUUCUGCACGGAGGUCCUUUGCCCGAGAGCCGCGCCAAGGUGCUCUUCCGCCAGCUGGUAGACGCGAUCCGCUACUGCCACAGUUGUGGCGUGGCGCACCGGGACCUAAAGUGUGAGAACGCCUUGCUGCAAGGCUUUAACUUGAAGCUGACUGACUUUGGAUUCGCAAAGUUGCUCCCAAAGAAUCGUAAGGAGCUGAGUCAAACGUUCUGCGGCAGCACUGCCUACGCUGCACCUGAGGUGCUCCAGGGCGUGCCCCACGACAGCCGGAAAGGGGACAUCUGGAGCAUGGGCGUUAUUCUGUACGUUAUGCUGUGCGCUAGCCUCCCCUUUGACGACACCGACAUCCCCAAGAUGCUGUGCCACCAGCAGAAAGGGGUCUCGAUUCCUGGGCACCUGGAGAUCUCAGACGAAUGCCAGGAUCUCCUGAAAAGCCUCUUGGAACCAGACAUGAUCCUGAGACCUUCCAUUGAAGAAGUUGGUUGGCACCCAUGGCUGGCAAAUUCCUGAUAAAGAUCAUGUCACGCUCUCCCCAAAUAAAGGGGACAGAUUGCUUCCAAAAUGCUUACAAAUAUUUUAAUGUUAUGCUUGGUUUCCAGUCUAUCCUUACACCCCCCUUUCCUCCUCCCAGUGCCUUAUGCAGAGGAUGGCGGGUCUGCAGGGAAGGACUGGGGGGUUGUUCCAUUUCACACCUUCAUCAGGGAUUUUACUCAUUCGAAAAAACCGCAUGGUCUGAAGAAACCUAACAGUGUUUGUGCUGUUUCCUUUGUAGCUGGGCACCUCGCUGAAGUGGGGAAACCUGGGAUAGUGUCUGGCCACCUUCCCAAGACAUCUCUAGUGAUGGCACCUCCAGAGAACACCCCAACAGAGGAGAGAGUAAGCAGAGAAGUUGGCUCCUCCAUGUUGAGGGUAGGGGAAACAUGGAAAAUUACAAUAGGGUUAUAGGAGUAACAAGGGGAAAUCAGUGGGGAAAAAAAUCUGCUCAACAUCUUAGUCGUCUAUAUCAAAUGAAAGGAGUAAGGGGAAUCAACAGGAGGAACUGGAAGCUAAAUUAUCUUAACUGCCAUCACAGAGACUUGGUGGGAAAAGUGUCAUGAUUGGAAUAACGGUAUAGGGCUGGCAGGAUAAAAGCAGUAUUGCAUUAUAUAUCAAUAUAUACACACUUGUUCUGAGGUCCAGAAGGAGGUGAGAGGCAGACCAGUUGUGAGUCUCAGGAUAAAGAUAGAAGGGGUAAACAACAGGAAUGUCAUGGUAGGGGUCUACUACAGACCACCAAAUCAGGAGGAGGGGGUGGAUAAGUCAUUUAUAGAACAAAUCACAGAAAUAUCCAAAACAUAAGACCUGGUAGUAACAGGAAACUAACUACCCAGACAUCUGUUGGAAAAGUAACAUGGCAAAACACAAAAUUCCUAGUAAGUUCUUGGAUGUGUUGGGCAGACCACACACUUUCAGAAAGUGGCGGAAGUAACCAAUGGGAGAGCCAAUACUUGAUUCUGACCGACAGGAAAGACUUGGUAGCAAAUCUGAAGGUGGAAGGCAGUGUGGGUGAAAGGGACUAUGAAACAAUAGAUUUAAUGGUUUUGUGGAAAGGAAGGAGUGAGAUCAGCAAAAUAAGGACAGUGGACUUCAGAAAAGCAGACUUUAACAAACUCGGAGAACUAGUAGGUAAGGUCCCAUGGGAAGAAAAUCUAAGGGAAAAAGGAGUUCAGGGGAGCUGGCAGUUUCUCAAGGAGACAAUAUUAAAGGCACAACUGCAACCUAUCUCGAUGCGAAGGAAAGAUAGGAAGAAUACUAAGAGGCCAAUACGGCUCCCAAAGGAGCUCUUUAAUGACUUGAAAAUCAAAAAGGAAUCCUACCGAAAUUGGAAACAUGGACAAAUUGCUAAGGAGGAGUCCAAAACAAUAGCACAAGCAUGUAGGGACAAAUUCAGAACAGCAAAGGCACAAAAUGAGUUACAUCAAGCAAGGGACAUAACAGGCAAUGAGAAAAGAGGUUCUUUAAAUACAUUGGGUUCUUUAAAUUAAAAACAACCUUGACAAAUUGGAAAAUUGCUCUGAAUGGACUGUCCAGCCUGCCCCCAAACUAGAAUCAUGCCCAAAGCAGGGGCUGCCACUGGGCAGCAAACCACACCCAGACUCAUUUCAGAAGGAUGGCCACACGUGGCCUGUAGGUGGUGGAAAUAAAGACAACCCAACGCAGGCAGUUGAUUCGGUAGAAUUCCUUUAAUUUCUGUUAACUGCAAGUCUGUAAAAGGUUCAGGAGAAAGUUGUCGUUACAAAACUAACAGCUGUUAGAAUCUCUCUUUUGCCCCAGCUAUAAAAUGCUCCCAGGAGAUGCAGUAUAAUUUAAAAUAGAGAAUAUUGCACAAAUAACCAAGAGGUUAAUUAACUAACGAAAAAGA